Messenger RNA from Eurytemora carolleeae, 3077 nucleotides. RefSeq lists its product as uncharacterized. The coding region runs from base 548 to 1753 and encodes 401 amino acids. The record is from RefSeq and is a predicted model, not a curated record. Lineage: Eukaryota; Metazoa; Arthropoda; Copepoda; Calanoida; Temoridae. The transcript has 4 exons.
AUUUUUUGGUAAUGAAAUGAUUUCUUUAGAAUUUUUGAGGACAAACUAUUAUUUAUAUUAAACAUUAAACAUUAAACGAUCCUCAGGGUGCGGUCGGGACUAGGGAGUAAUACCUAAAAAUAUGUAGAGCUCUUUUGCCUUUUUUUUGUACAUUUUACAAUGCAUAUACUUACGGCAUGUACAGUACGGUUUCAUAGCGGGGUAUAAUUUUCUUAAGUAUGUUUAUAAAUAUAUUGUAAUUUUGUCCUUCCCAGGAGUAUUUAUCAUUUAUCCUCCACGUGCACUGUAGCUCUAUACACUACAGUUGUAAUAUAAUUUGUACCUUUGCACACUUUAAAUUAAUUUGCUUUGAUCUCUGUUAUUAUAACUUACAAAUUUAAUUAGUUGCUCAGUUUUCUGUAAUCCCUGUAUUGUAUAUAUUUAUAAAUGAACUAUUUUCCACAUAUAUUAUGAAUUUACAUGAAUUUUUAUUUUCAGAAAACAUGAGUCAGGUUUACAAGACAUGAUUGAACCUUGCUAGUAUGCUAAGUCCAGCCUUGAGCCCAGUAUGAUUCCUGUUCUUCUCGUCCUUCUCCUCCCCGCCUGUCUUCUAGCAAGCUACAGACAGUUCGGGUUCCAAAACCAUGAUCUUUGCUCCGAGGAGGAGAAAGGAAAGAGUUUACAGCUCGGAGCAGGAGCAGCUCUUCUAUCUCUGGAUGGAUUCGGAGCUAUGGAAACCUUUCUCAAGUGUAGUGUCAAAAUAGAGGCAGAUGAGGGAUUGGGACUUAUGGUUUACGUGGAGGAGAUGCAUUUGAGGAUUGAUGAGAGGCCUGGAGUACUCCAGGAGAAAUCUUGUAUCGACUAUGUACAGUUCGGUAGAGACGAUCUUAUUCCUUUCUUUACGAUCAGUAAGUCGGAGAAGCUUUGCGGAAACCGAACCGGAUUUGUUUACGAUGAACCCGGAGGAAAACUGUUGGUUUGGCUAAACAUAGGCCCGGGCCGUGCAAACAAUUAUAGAGAGUCUGCUCAGAACGAUCGUCUCACGGUCGUUGUCACAGCGUACAAGCAUCUUGCCAAAGAGGAGUCGACAAACUUCAGAUUAUGUAGUGUAGGGAGUAAGGCAAUACGUAAAGAAUAUUUUUGUGACCAAAGAAUAAAUUGUGCCUUGGAUAAAAUACCCGGUGACGAACGACCGGAGAUCUGUCGGCACAAUCGAGGUUCAGCGCAGGACGGAGAAUAUGAUAACCCUACCGGUGAUUGGAACCCACCCCUGAACCUAGUGAGUAUAACUCUAGUCCUUGUCUCCGGAGUAGUUCUCCUGGUUCUCAUUCUUCUCCUUGCUGCUCGGAUGCGUAGAUCAGGCUGGUUCUGCUUCCGGAGACCGCUUAUUAUUGAUUGCGAGCUGCCGGAGCGAGCUGUCGGAGUAACAAGAGCUGCCGCAGGACAUAGAGCCGGAGCAGGGUUGGUGAGAGUUAUGAAUUCCGGAGAACAAGAGAACCUGUUCCGACCCGCGUACCUUGAACCACGCCAGGAUCCGGGUUUCAUCUUACCUAGAGGAACCACACCCGAGGCAGAACCACCUCCAGCAUAUCAUGAUCUGUUUCCGGCCGGAUAUAAAUUCGACCCGGAGAAAGUGCCGGAAACUAGUCAGAACCUUCUGUCCUCUAAACCAGAGGAAUCCAUUGAACUCCAGGACCUGCAGGCGGUUCCGGAGUACGGAGAACUUCAAACAGCUCCGGUUGAACCAACCCCUACUUCGGGUGGAUCAGGAUAGUGUUGAUAGUUAUCAAUCUUUCAUCUUCACACUCCCAUUUUUCAUCCUUACUCCAGUGACCAAUUCGUCCGACUUGACCUAUCCCCUCUUAAAGUAUGACCGUUGGAACUAAAGCGGGGAGGAGAUUAUAAGAUUCGCUUUCCAAAGUUCGUUUGCGUCUUGCCAUAAUAAUUUUUGAUAUCCCUUUAUCUCUCUGUACAAUAUACUGCUUCUCUGGACGAUGUUAUACAGUAUUGUAUGAACACCUCCAAACCCAAUUAGUAAUAAUUGUUUAAACUAUUCUACGGUCGUACUUUAAAGAUGUAGGGUCGACCAUGUCGACCGUUAUUAGUUCACAAUCUGUCAGAUCACCGAGUAACAAUUAGUCAGAAGUUCACAAAACUAUAUUUUUACAUUUCAUGCUCAUUGAACAAUGUUCUCUCUUUCAAGUUCACAAGUGGGGUUUUCCUCUCAAUAUUUUUCACAAGUUUAGAGAAGAUUAAAAUUUUAGUUUUCUAGUCUUGCUACAUUACUAUCCGCUUAGAUUGUAAAUACUUAAAGGGACCGUUCACUUAUUUCGGUAAUUUCAUGGUAAACUAAUACGCCUAUUAGCUAUUCAUUGGUAUAUUAGUCUUACUUCUCAAAGAUAUCUAUGACCGGAGAAAAAGCCGAUUUAUUGUUUAAAAUACCAGUGGAAAGGUAUAAUACCUUAGCAUAGACACCAUUUAAACGUUUUUUCAGUAACAAGAGUUCAAUAAAUUCUAAAACUAUCAUGUGUUAAUGACAUCAUGUGUCAGCCAUUAUAUAUUAAAAUAUAAAAACUUUUGAUUUUAGAAUAAGCAAGAAAUUAACGUUUUUCGUGUUCAAACAUGUAGACGACUUUCUCUCAGACAAACUGGUUCCUAGAUUCCAACUCUUCAAUAAAUCACGGGGAUUUCUGGGGGAAGUAGGGAAAACGUAGCAAACCGUCAAAUGUUUAAAAUAAGUUUUAUUUUGAAACAGACAUAUUUAGAAUAAUUUUGAAAAAAAAUUUAAGGUAAUUAACUAUGAGAUACUAAAAAUCCAUUACUAAAACAAAAAGCAUCAAAGAGGGUAAAUGCAAAGGUAGCAUACCUUUGCGCUGGAAUUCUGAAUGAUAAAUCGGCUAUUUCUCAGCCCACAGUUUUCUUUGAAAAAAGUAAAAGUAAUACCAAUGAAUAGCUAAUAGGCGAUUUAGUUUACUCCCAAAUUACCCACAUAAGUGAACGGUCCCUUUAAAGAUAUUGACCCCCAUUAGACAAAUCUUCCCAAAGUAAAAAUAAGCAUUUUAUACUUUCAAACUCACUUGUCAUUGCUUACACCAAAU